AUGCUCAACUCUGAAGAAGGUUACAAUGACAAAAGCCAGAAGGAAGAUCUGGAGUUACCAUUGUUUGACUUAGCUAUAAUAGCUAAUUCGACAAAUAACUUUUCAAUUGACAACAAGCUUGGAGAGGGUGGAUUUGGACCUGUUUACAAGGGUAUACUAGAAGGAGGACAAGAAAUAGCUGAGAAGCUGCUCUCGAAGAAUUCUAACCAAGGACUUGAUGAGUUUAAGAAUGAAGUCAUCUGUAUUGCUAAACUUCAGCACCGAAAUCUCGUGAAGCUUCUAGGAUGUUGCAUUCAAGGAGAAGAAAAGAUGUUGAUCUAUGAAUACAUGCCCAACAAAAGUCUGGACUUCUUUAUUUUUGCAUUUCUCUAUAGUGGCUACAUAGCUCCAGAGUAUGCAGUAGAUGGGCUAUUUUCAGUAAAAUCUGAUGUAUUCAGCUUUGGUGUUUUGGUGCUAGAGGUUGUGAGUAGGAAGAGAAACAGAGGUUUCUAUCAUCCAGGUCACCGCCCCAACCUCCUUGGGCAUGCAUGGAGACUCUAUAAAGAAGGUAGGUCGUUGGAAUUAAUUGAUGAGGCUUUAUGGGACUCAUGCUACAUAAAUGAAGUGUUGCGCUCAAUCCAUGUGGGUCUUUUAUGUGUGCAACAAUGUCUAGAGGAUAGGCCAAGCAUGUCAUAUGUGGUUCUGAUGUUGGGUAGUGAAGGUGUAUUACCUCAGGUCAAACAGCCUGGCUUCUUUACUGAAAGGAAUAUUCAUGAGGCUGGUUGUUCGUCAAGCAAGGAUGCAACAGUUUCGGCCAUUGAAAUCACCAUUACUCUGUUAGAUGCUCGAUAG
Messenger RNA from Camellia sinensis, 831 nucleotides. Lineage: Eukaryota; Viridiplantae; Streptophyta; Magnoliopsida; Ericales; Theaceae. The record is from RefSeq and is a predicted model, not a curated record.